ACCGACCAAACCCAAACCGAAAGUACACAGCAAGGGCUUUUUGCCAUCAGGCCUCCCCCAGCACUACUACAAAACUCAUUUAACUUAAAAAACAGUAACAUGAAAAAGCCCGAACUGUUUACCAGUUCUGAGACCGCCCCAGAGGUGCCUCCUUGGCACCCGUGGUACCGACAGACGCGAUGAAACGCAGAGGAGAAGCAGUUGGCCAUGAGUGAAGCCAGUGAGGAGUCAGGACAGGGCUCCCCUGCCCCGCUCUCCUCUCCUUGGCCCCAGGCAGCACCUUGCCCCCCUCCAAACUGGCCCCAGGCACGGCAGUGACAGAGGAUUUGUGGCUUCAUCGCUGGCAUUAGCGAGCCUGGGCCUCAGCUUCCUCCUGUGUGAGCUGGGACAAGGGCAGCUGGUGCUGGCAUCUGGGGAAAUUUAGACCCAGGGUAAAUAAGAUUAAACAGUUGCAGGGGAAUCACAGGGCUGGUUUUGCUCAGAACAACCACCAACAGGGUGUAGGUCCAGGGUCCAGGGUCAUCUGGGCUGUGGUUAAGCGGAGGCUGAGGGCAGCCAAGGAGCGAGGGGGCCGGGGGGCCCAGGACCCCAUGGCCUGUGGAGGGGGGUCACAGCCAUCCCGGGCCCCCCCAUAUCUGUUAUGUCACAGUGGGGCAUAUUCCAGUGCCACCAGACAUGACAAGGUUUCUGAGACGGUGCUGGAGAGCCAGGACAAAGCCCUGGAGCACCUGAGGGAGAAGCACCUUCCCCUGCCUCAGGCUGCAACAUGGGCGACAGCUGGGCACCCGCCGGCUCUUCGUCCGCAAACGUGGAGAGGAAGAUGAGUCCUACGUCUUGUGCCAUCUUCAGUGAGCUUUGCCAGGAAGGGAAACUCUGUGAUGCAGUCAUCAGUGUGGAUGGCGUUGAAUUCAAUGCUCACAAGAUCAUCCUCUGCAGUUGCAGUCACUAUUUCAGGGCUUUGUUUACCAGCGGCUGGAGCAAUGCAGACAAGAGAGUAUAUAAAAUCCUUGGCACUUCACCUGAAAUGAUGAGGCUCAUUAUUGACUACGCCUACACCCGGACAGUACCAGUCACAGCUGACAACGUGGAAAAUUUGCUAACUGCAGCAGACCAGUUCAAUGUCAUGGGCAUCGUCAGGCUGUGCUGCGAGUUCUUACAAUCCCAGCUAUGCUUGGAAAAUUGUGUCGGCAUCUGGAGACUCACAGGCUGUUACUACUGCCCUGACCUGCGAGAAGCAGCCCAUCUGUUCAUCCUGCACCACUUCGCGGAGAUGACCAAGGUGUCUACGGAGUUCCUAGACCUCUCUGUGGACGACCUGAAGCACAUCAUUGAGAAGGAGGAGCUCAAUGUCACACAAGAGGAAGCCGUGUUCGAGGCUGUUCUGCAAUGGAUUGCUCACGACCCGGGGAGCAGGAGGCAGCACGUCGCAGUCUUGCUGGGCGAGGUUCGGCUGGCACUGAUGCAGGCAGAAUACCUCAUGAACAGAGUCAAAACACACGAUUAUGUGAAGGACAACGAGGAGUGCAAAGUUCUCAUCAGAAAAGCACUGACAGAAAUGUACAACUGGAAUAUGCACGGCCCAUCUUACUCCGAUUUCGCCAGCCAGCUCAGCCAGCCUCGCCUGCCCUUUGCCGUCUUGUUUGCGAUCGGAGGCUGGAGCGGGGGGAGCCCGACCAACGCCAUCGAGGCGUACAACGCCCGUGCAGAGCAGUGGCUGAACGUCACCUGUGAGCAGGAGAGCCCCCUUGCCUACCACGGCACUGUGUAUUUAAAGGGUUUUGUCUACGUUGUCGGAGGAUUCGACGGCGUGGAUCGCUUGAGCAGCGUCAAGCGGUUCGACCCACUGAAGAAAACAUGGCAGCAGGUGGCCCCCAUGCACUCGCAGCGCUGCUACGUCAGCGUCGCCGUCCUCCACAACUGCAUCUACGCCCUGGGGGGGUUUGACGGACACGUGCGCCUCGACACGGCGGAACGGUACGAGCCGGAGACGAACCAGUGGACACUGAUCGCCCCCAUGCACGAGCAGCGGAGCGAUGCCAGCGCGACCGCGCUGCGUGAGAAGGUGUAUAUCUGUGGUGGGUUCAAUGGACAUGAAUGCUUGAUCACAGCUGAAGUGUACGAUGCCACAACAAAUCAAUGGACCUUUAUAGCCCCGAUGAGAAGCAGAAGAAGCGGAGUGGGUGUCACUGCGUACAGAGACAAAGUGUAUGCGGUGGGAGGGUGCGAUGGAGUCAACCGGCUUCGGAGCGUGGAAGCCUACAGCCCCGGGGCCAACAUGUGGCGCACGGCCCCCGACAUGUUAAGUCCUCGCAGCAACUUUGGCAUUGCAGUGGUGGAGGAUCUUCUGCUCGUGGUUGGUGGCUACGACGGCUUUACUACGACUUUCAGUGUCGAGUGUUACGACGGGAACACUAGUGAGUGGUACGACGUUGACGACAUGGGCAGGGACCGCAGCGCGCUGAGCUGCUGCGUGGUGCCGGGUCUGCGGAACGUCCGGGAGUACGCUGCCAGACGAGAGCACCGCAGGGACAGCUUAGGGGACGUCAGCUUCCCUUCUUCAGCGAGCAGCCUGCCUGUAUAA
Tyto alba (common barn owl) is the source of this 2581-nucleotide messenger RNA. RefSeq names its product kelch like family member 10 (gene KLHL10). The record is from RefSeq and is a predicted model, not a curated record. NCBI's taxonomy places the organism in Eukaryota, Metazoa, Chordata, Aves, Strigiformes, Tytonidae. Gene Ontology annotation, molecular function: protein binding.